This is a messenger RNA of Bathycoccus prasinos, 477 nucleotides long. RefSeq lists its product with no specific name. Gene Ontology annotation, biological process: electron transport chain. NCBI's taxonomy places the organism in Eukaryota, Viridiplantae, Chlorophyta, Mamiellophyceae, Mamiellales, Bathycoccaceae. The record is from RefSeq and is a predicted model, not a curated record. The transcript has a single exon. Bases 1 to 477 code for a protein of 158 amino acids.
AUGUCGACGAUGAUGAAAACGAACCGAUUUUCAACGUCUCCACAUCAUCAUCACACGAGUUCUUCUUUCGAGAAAAACACGUUGCGGGAAGGCGAGCACUUUAAGAAAGUGAUUGGGUUUAAGCCGUCGAAAAUAGCCUCGUCGCAAGGCGCGUCGUACAUUUCUAACCCGUGGAGGUUGAGAGACGCCACGGCGAGCGGAGAGGUCAACCACUGGGAGAACCCUUUGCAAGGGUACGUUUCGUUCGGUUCCGAAGGUAAAGUACCGAAAACGUUGGAGUUUGAAACGAGAGAGGCGAUGGAGAAAUUCUGCCAAAAGAGAGGGUGGUCGUUGGAAGUUCUCGAGAAGAAAGAGACGGAGCAUUUCACGCAACGCGGGAGCUCGAUCAUCCCGGGCGCGGGGAAGAUAGGAACGCAACCAAAGGCGUACGGCGAUAAUUUCUCCGUCAAUAGAAAAGGGUUGCCGAUUUGGCCGUAA